AUGGAGCACAAACAGUCAGCUAUCUCGGUCUUGCCAGAGGCGAGCAUCGACCCAAACACUGUGCAACAAUCGAUGCAGAAUGUAUCCAUGCCAACCAUCGGCGGCUUCAUCAAGCAGAACCCUGCUGUCGACUACUUGUUGAAAGCCGAUGGCCUUCAACUCUUGCAAGCUUCCUUGGCGGCGCUAUUUGCUUAUCUUUUGAUUUCGUCUCUUACUGUCAAGUCUACUGUUCCUGAUGGCGUCUCAUUUCCAUGGGUUGAUACCAAGUCCAAGAGCUUCUUUGCCAAUUGGCGUGUGGGCAAACUCUAUGCUCUCAAUAGUGUCCGACAGUGGUUGGCGCAGGGCUCCGAAAAGUUCCUUGAAAAGGGGAAAAGCUACGCCCUUCCUGACUUCUAUGGCAGAAGGCCAUACAUCAUUGUCCCCUACCACAGGACCAAGCUUUUCCUUGACCGCCCCGAUGAUGCCACCAGUCUGAGGGAUGCGGCCAAUGACAUCGUCGUAUCUGACUACAGCUUUCCCGAUUCCAAGAUCUUCCGUGACCACUAUGGAGCUCAGAUCAUGUACCGGCAUCUGCCCCGCGCUCUCCCACGUCUCGUUGGUGAGAUUUGGGACGAGGUCACUUACAUCUGCGACAAGGACUGGGGCACCACUCCCGGCGAAGUCAGGGAGAUCAGCACGUACCACAAGUCUUUCGAGAUGAUCGUGUCUCUCGCUAGUCGAAUGCUACUUGGUACCGUGUGUAGUCGCAGCGAAGAUUUCCUAACCAAUGUCAGGGAAUUCUCGCUCGAUGUAUUCAGGUGCAUGGCUCUCGACGCGUUGCUGCCUCGAGGACUGACUGGUAUUCUCGGCCCGUACCUGGUAUCGUUGCCUAACAGAUGGCACGUUAACAGGAUUCACAAACACACCAUGCCCUUAAUCAAGAAGAGAUUAGAAGAUCUUGCCUUCAACGAUGCAAACCCAGACAAGAAGCGUGCGGUCCCUGAUGAUUACAUCUCGUGGCACAUCCGCUUCGCACAGACAGAGAGAAACCCUGCUGCCCUUGAACCCUACUACAUUGCUUCUUCUAUGUUGUCCAUGCAGUUUGCCACAGCAUCUAGCACUCGCUAUGCUCUGACGAACCUCUUCUUGGAUAUCUUCUCCACGAAGCCAGAGGAGGGUGUCGUUGAGUCUCUUCGCGAAGAGAUCGAGCGCGUCUACCGUGAGCAUGACUAUACCUGGUCCAAGCAAGCAUUGGGCAAGCUGUACCGUGUGGACUCCGCCAUUAAAGAAUCUCUCCGCUACUCUGGUCUCAUGGCUCAUGGAUCGUGGCGAAAGGUCGUGGCCAAGGAGGGCAUAUUCGACGACGAGACUGGUACAACUAUCCCAUGCGGUGCAAUGGUAGGUCUUGAUUUCUGGACUCGACACCAUGAUCCCAAGGCAUACCCCGACCCAGACAAGUAUGAUGCGUUCCGGUUCUCUAGACCUAGGGAAGAGUACGUGGCGGAACAUCCCGACGAGAAGGCUACCGAAGAGUACCUCCGCCUAAAACGCCUUGACUGUACCUACACAGGUAGUGACAACUUUUUGAUUUUCGGCCUUGGAAAAUAUGCUUGCCCGGGACGUUUCUUCUUGACGAUGGAGCUCAAGCUUAUUUUGGCAUAUGUUAUCAUGAACUAUGAUGUGGAGCCUAUGGCGAAAAGACCAUCGAACUACUGGGUUGGUGGUCUGAUCUUGCCAUUACGAGACACUAAGAUUAAGGUCCGAAGACGGGAAGGUACUGUUUAG
Messenger RNA from Fusarium proliferatum ET1, 1764 nucleotides. RefSeq lists its product as uncharacterized. Lineage: Eukaryota; Fungi; Ascomycota; Sordariomycetes; Hypocreales; Nectriaceae. Bases 1 to 1764 code for a protein of 587 amino acids. The transcript has 4 exons. The record is from RefSeq and is a predicted model, not a curated record. Gene Ontology annotation, molecular function: oxidoreductase activity, acting on paired donors, with incorporation or reduction of molecular oxygen; iron ion binding; heme binding.